AUGCUCAUGACACUCGUCAUGCUAUUUAUAUGCCUCCGCAUACAUAUCAGAGGCUAUGUCCUAAAGGCCUGGGGAUUGGAUGACAGUUUUUUCUUGCUCUCUGGGGCAACUGACGGGAACCUCGGUGUUCAUAUCUGGAACAUAACCUUUGAUGAGAUACGAACUGAGAUUCAUUACACUUUGGCGACAGUGCUCAUCUACGUCGCUGCAUUCACCUCUAUAAAGAUGACGUAUCUUCUACAAUACCGCCGAGCCAUUGCCGUUCGCUUUAUGCAAACAUUCUGUAAUGUUUUUCUGGUUGUGCUUUUCAUCAACAUGUGUGCCAUGUGCAUAUCUUGCGGCUUGGUAAUGAAAAUGCUUCUGGACCCUCAAAGCUUGUCGAUUGAUGCUCAGGCUUCACUCUUGACUUGGAGCUAUGCACAUUCCGCUGUUCAGUUAUUUACGGAUAUCAUUAUAUUUAUUGUUCCACUACCUCUCCUGGGUCGGCUGAAGGUCUCAACAAUGCAAAAGGCGGGCCUUUUUGCCAGUUUUGGUGUCGGUAUCUUCACCUGCACGAUAUCCGUACUGAGAAUCAUCACCCUCAAAGAGGGAUUACAGUCCGCAGACAUAUUUUACGAGUCUGUCCCGCUAGUUCUCUUAACAGUUGCCGAGGUUGCAUCAGCAAAUAUCUGCAUAUGCAUCCCGAUUUUAAAGCCUCUCGGACUAUUUUCAGGUAUCUUUCACAUAUUCAAGCGGGGAUAUUGCAUCCGAUUGUCAAGGUUUAUGAACAAAUCAGACGCCAAAGAGAGAAAAACGGCAAACAAACCUGCUCCUUGUUAA
This is a messenger RNA of Colletotrichum truncatum, 819 nucleotides long. RefSeq lists its product as uncharacterized. The record is from RefSeq and is a predicted model, not a curated record. Lineage: Eukaryota; Fungi; Ascomycota; Sordariomycetes; Glomerellales; Glomerellaceae.